Molecule: messenger RNA, 1668 nt
Organism: Tetrahymena thermophila SB210
Lineage: Eukaryota; Ciliophora; Oligohymenophorea; Hymenostomatida; Tetrahymenidae
Product: sulfite exporter TauE/SafE
Exons: 2
Biological process (GO): protein ubiquitination
Cellular component (GO): Cul4A-RING E3 ubiquitin ligase complex; membrane
Source: RefSeq, a predicted model, not a curated record
AUGAGUACAGUAUCUUGUCAUACCAAUAAUGAUUGUGACUUUAACUUUCACUGCUCAAAUAAAGUAUGUGUUUACAACGAUCUUUGGCCACCUUCUGCAUUCCAAGUUAUAGUGUAUAUACUUAUUCCUUUUAUUAUAGGUGUUAGUAAUGUAGGAGGCCUGGGAGGUGGUAUUAUUAAAGUACCUUUAAUUACGGUUAUGCUGAACUAUCCAUCAAAGGUAGCUACCUUCAUUUCAUAUUGCAUUUUGUUUGGAAGCAGUGUUGUCCAUUCAACCAUCAUCAUCUUCAAGAAACACCCACUCUUUAACAAACCUAUUAUAGACUAUAAUAUAGUGUUAGUUAUUAAUCCAAUGGUUCUUUUAGGUACUAAUGCUGGUAUUUUGCUGAACGUUCUAAUGCCUGAAAUAGUUGCAGGUGUAAUCAUAUGUGUCUAUCUUAGUCUCAUAGCACCAUACAUAUUAUUCAAAGCAAUCAGCUUAUAUAAAAUAACUAAAAAGUAAUAACAAUAGAUUGAACCUGAAGCAAAAGCCUUAGAAACAGUAGAGAGAAAAAAUGAAGGAGAAGUAUAAGUGUUUGAAAUGAACGUUAACGAUAUUCAAAAAAUGAACGGAGAUCCAAUCAAUACCGUUUAAGACUAGAGAAUUUUAAUCACAUCAAAUCCUAUCCUGAAAGAAUAAGUGUCUGAUAAAACAGGAACAAAUACCAUUCUUCCAAUAUAAAUAACUCCUUUAUCUCCCAGUAUCUAAAAAAUGGAAAGCGCAGCUUAACUAGAAGACUAACUUUUAAUGUAAAGAGUAAAUUCUUACUACGUUCCUCAAGAGCCUCCUAAAGAUAAGACAAAAAGAGGAUCAAUAAUAGUAAGUUAAAAUUCCUUGAAAGAGACCCCAGAAGAACCCAAAUAGGAAUAAAUUAUGACUGAAGAAUUAAAGGCCUUUUAUGAUGAGGAAUACUAAUAAUUCCCAAAAAAAAAAAUUCUUUUAUUAGUGAUAAUUUUUUGCAUAAUUUAAUACAUAGUCUUUUAAAGAGGUGGAAAAGGCUUAUAGAGCUUUGUUGGUAUUAAGACAUGCUCUGCUUCUUAUUGGGUUUCUAAUGGUGCUAUCUUAGUUUUAUGUGUUGCUGCCAUUUUUGUAAUUAGGUAUUAUCUAUUGAAAUGGACAAAAAAUAAAAAUGAAAUAAUUAAGAAAUACAACUUAUAGAAGGAAUUCGAAGGUGACUUUAACGUUCUUAAUAAAACACACUAUUUUGUAGUCUUAUUAGCAGGUUUAGCAGCAGGAUUGGUUGCAGGAACUGUAGGUGUAGGAGCUGGUCUUACCUUAGUGCCACUUUUACUAUCAAUCGGAGUUCAUCCUUAAGUUGUAGCUGCUACUUGUGGAUUCAACUACUUAUUUAUUGCUACUACUACAAUUAUUUAGGUUUUCACAAGUCAUUAUUUAAGUUAUGCCUAAAUUGUAUUAUUUUCUCUUCUCUCUUUUGUUGGUGGAUUUAUUAUUGCAAAGUGUAUCUAUAAUUAUGUUGAAAAAAGAAAAAAUGGAUACGCAUUAGUCUUCAUCGUAUUUGGUCUUUGUAUAUUAAGUAUAGUAACAAUGAUGAUCUAUCUAAUAAGAAAGGAUAUUUUAUAUGGAUAUAAGAGUCUUAUUUAAUAAACACCUUUCUGCCAAGCAUAAUGA